Anolis carolinensis (green anole) is the source of this 5726-nucleotide messenger RNA. RefSeq names its product TNF receptor associated factor 5 (gene traf5). The transcript has 11 exons. Lineage: Eukaryota; Metazoa; Chordata; Lepidosauria; Squamata; Anolidae. The coding region runs from base 1507 to 3183 and encodes 558 amino acids. Gene Ontology annotation, molecular function: thioesterase binding; tumor necrosis factor receptor binding; zinc ion binding. Gene Ontology annotation, biological process: positive regulation of canonical NF-kappaB signal transduction; tumor necrosis factor-mediated signaling pathway; regulation of apoptotic process. The record is from RefSeq and is a predicted model, not a curated record.
UCUAUCCUGUGUAAACCCACUUUCCAUGGCUCAAGGCUGUGGAACCCUGGGAUUUGUAGCAUACGCACUCUUGUGAAACCACAACUCCCAGGGGUUGGCUAGGAUCAUUACUGAGAUCCCAGUCUCAUUGAGUUGCUGUGAGUUUCCCUGGGUUGUAUGGCCAUCACUCCCGCCGUUUCGCCCACAUCUAUGGCAGACAUCCUCAGAGGUUGUGAGGUCUGUUGGAAACUAGGCAAGUGGAGUUUAUAUAUCUAUGAAAUGUCCAGGGUGGGAGAAAGCACUCUUGUAUGUUGGAGGCAAGCAUGAAUGUUGUAAUUAAUCACCUUGAUUAUCAUUGAAUAGCCUUGAAGCUUCAAAGCCUGGCUGCUUCCUGCCUGGGGGAAUCUUUUGUUGGAAGGUGUUAGCAGGAUUAAGCCCAGUGUGUUGGAGCCCCUAAUAGUUCAACUGCUGACUUGAAGGUUGAGUUGCAGACCUGAAGGUUGCUGGUUCGAAUCCAACCCAGGGAGAGUGCGGAUGAACUCCCUCUGUCAGCUCCAGCACCAUGCGAGGACAUGAGAGAAGCCUCCCACAAGGAUGGUUAAACAUCGGGGCGUCCCCUGGGCAACGUCCUUGCAGACGGCCAAUUCUUUCGCAGCAGGGUCUGGAGAACAAGCCAUAUGAGGAGCGUCUUAAAGAGCUGGGCAUGUUUAGCCUGCAGAAGAGAAGGCAUGAUGAGGGCCAUGUAUAAAUAUGUGAGGGGAAGUCAUAGGAGGGAGCAAGCUUGUUUUCUGCUGCUCUGGAGAAUAGGAUGCGGAACAAUGGCCUCAAACUACAAGAAAGGAGAGUCCACCUGAACAUUAGGAAGAACUUCCUCACUGUGAGAGCUGUUCAGCAGUGGAACUCUCUGCCGCAGAGUGUGGUGGAAGCUCCUUCUCUGGAGGCUUUUAAGCAGAGGCUGGAUAGCCAUCUGUCGGGGGUGCUUUGAAUGCGAUUUUCCUGCUUCUCGGCAGGGGGUUGGACUGGAUGGCCCAUGAGGUCUCCUCCAACUAUGACUCUAUGAGAAGCGACUUGCAGUUUCUCAAGUCACUGCUGACUUUAAAAAAAGCCCGGUGUGUUUAAGAUUACAGCUGUAGGCAGAAAUAGCUUAUUGGAUGUACCUUUUUCAAAUAGACCCUCUUUCAAGGAAGCCACGGGGAAUUUGGCAGAGAAAUUACAGCUUGUGGGUGGUUUGAAAAGUGUGAAAUGUGCAAAAUAUUCCGGAGUGCCAAAAUCAAGCAGUUGCUUUCUCUGAACUUACUUAGCACAUGUGUGGGAUUCAUAUUAUUAGAACUGUUUUGAGCCCAGACGAUGCAGCUGUUGUAUUUUUUCUUCUGGGGGGAGGAAUUCUGGUAAAGGCUCUUGUAUAACUUCAGUUGUGACCAGCCUUCUCAAUGUACAGUGAGAAUUAAUCUGACAGUACUGCUGCAGGAAGUGUUGUGAGUGCUGUUGUAUUCAUGAAAAGGAGAACUUGAUCUUUGUUCUUUGUCCAUGGCCUCGGAAGACCUUGCAUGCCAAGUACCAAAUUUCUACAUUCGGCAGAACUCUACCAAUGCGGUUUCUCUAGAUUUUGAGCCUGAUGCCAGCUAUCAGUUUGUGGAAAUCUUAGAAGAUCGGUACAAAUGUACGCAUUGCCAUCUGGUCCUUCAUAAUCCUCAUCAGACAGGAUGUGGGCACAGAUUUUGCCAGCGAUGCAUAGCCUCUUUAAGAGAACUGAGUGUCAUACCCACCUGUCCAGUAGACAAAGAAAUAAUAAAACCUCAUGAGGUUUUCAAAGACAAUUGCUGCAAAAGGGAAGUUCUCAAUUUGCAAGUAUACUGCAGGAAUUCACCAGCUUGCAAUGCCAAAACGUCUCUGGGACGAUACCAGGAUCAUCUACAACAGUGUUUAUUUGAAAGUGUACAAUGCACUAAUGAAGGAUGUUGUGAAAAAGUUCUUCAGAAGGAUCUGAAAGAACACCUAGGAUUGCACUGUAACUAUCGAAAGGAACUCUGCCGGUACUGUAAUCAGCCUGUGACUUCAAUUAAUGUAAAGACUCACGAGAGAAGAGAUUGUCCUGAGUAUCCACUGAUUUGUCCCCAUGGUUGUACACAAACAAUUCUGAUGAAAGAGGCAGAAGAACAUAUUCUGGUGUGUCCUGCAGUGGAAAUUGACUGUCCAUAUAAACAGUAUGGAUGUCCUGCAAAGAUUAAAAGAGGAAAGGUUUUAGAACAUGAAAAUAUCUACUUGAGAGAACAUAUGUUACAAAUACUGGACAGAAACUCAAAGCUUGAAGAUCAGAUCUCUGAGCUUUAUAAGAACCUAGAACAUAAAGAGAUAAAAAUCCAACAUCUGGCAGAUAUGGUAAAAAAAUGUGAGAAAGAAUUCAGGCAGUUUACACAACUAUAUAGUAAAAAUAACAACUUACUGGCAAGCACCCAGACUCUUGCAAUUCACAUUGAUAAAUCUGCCUGCCUGGAAACACAAGUAAGACAGUUGGUUCAAAUGGCAAAUCAGCAACAGAGUAAAUUUGACCUAAGGCCACUACUGGAGACUGUUGAGAACAUAAAGCAAAAAGUUGCUUUCUUGGAAUCCUAUGAGCAACGUUUGGUUGUCCUGGAAGACUUGUCCAGCCAGCACGAUAUCCACCUGGGUCUUCACAAGGCACAACUGAAUAAAAAUGAAGAACGGUUUAAGCUUUUGGAAGGGACCAGUUACAAUGGGAAACUGAUUUGGAAAAUUGUUGAUUAUAAGACGAAGAAGAAAGAAGCUGUGGAGGGCAGUUGCCUUUCCAUAUUCAGCCAGCCUUUUUAUACCAGCCGCUGUGGGUACAGGUUAUCUACCAGGGCUUAUCUAAAUGGCGAUGGUUCAGGAAAGGGUACCCACGUCUCCUUGUACUUUGUUGUGAUGAGAGGGGAAUUCGAUUCCCUCCUACCAUGGCCUUUCAGGCAAAAGGUUACACUUAUGCUUCUGGACCAAAGCGGAAAGAAAAACCACAUUGUCGAAACAUUUAAGGCUGACCCUAACAGCAGCAGCUUCAAAAGGCCAGAAGGAGAAAUGAAUGUCGCCUCCGGCUGCCCUCGGUUUGUUCCACACACACUGCUUGAAAAUGCAAAGAGUACCUACAUCAAAGAUGAUACAAUCUUCCUGAAAGUAGUAGUGGAUUUGACUGAUCUGGAAGAGUUGUGAGAGCACCUGAAAGAGAACUAUUGAGCGUGGUGACUUGGAGACUUCACACAAAAGGAGAAAAGCUGCUUUUCAAUUUGCUGAUGUCCUUUUUAAUACACAGUGAUAGUUCUGACAACUGUUUUUGUAGUUUUUUCAAAGCUGCUUUAAGGAAUUUGGUUAUGUCUCCAGUGAGGCAAAUAUUAAACAGAUAGCAAAACUUGAUAUUAUGACUUCUUUUUACCUGUUUCAAAGUCUUAACUAUCUCAGAAGCCAUACUUUUCACAUGAUAACCGCAGCAAGAUAUCUUAAAACACAAAAGGAACUCUACUAAUUCCACUCAUUUUAUCACAAGCAUUGCUAUCGAGGUGCUAAGAAAUGUUUUGUGUUUUUCAUUCAGGACACGAAUGUGAAAGAAUGCCAACCUUAGUCUUGGUUAUUAAUCGGACACAUUUCUCAUCUGUCAACCAUAAUAGCAAUAUAAUCCCCUGCACUGCCAGAACCAAAGUAUUCUAGAACAAAAAUAUUCUAGAAUUUACUGGAGGUUCAUGUAAAAUGUGUAGAGAAUUCAAUCUCGAUCAGAUUUUUUUAAAAAAAAAAUGUUUCUUGUGAACGUGAAGCUAUGGUAGAAUAGACCCUUUUUUCCAAAAUAUGAUCUGACUAAACCUUGAAAGCAAAGAUACAAACAGGAAAAAUCUCUAGAUUGCGAUAUUAGGAUACUUGAGUUGAUUUUAUUGGGGUCAUUAGCCAGCAUGUUUAUUUGUAAAUAUUAUAUCCUCGUUGGUAUCACUGUUACAAGCCAAAUGCAGAAAACCUAGACUUUUUUUAUCAGGUGUAUCUAACUUUGUCAUGUUCAAAAGUAGAGUAGAUGCAUAAACCUAGUUAAAUGAUAUUGGAGAUUGUUAUGUGUUGCCUAUCAGAAAUGCUAUUGAAGGAUUGUGUUUUGCUCAUAUUUUUUCAUUCCACAAAAGCUUUGAAGCUUUUUUUGCUUCACAUUUGAGAAUUAAUAAGAGACCCUAAUUCCUGCCUUAAUGGUUUUUUCCUUUAUUUAUUUGUUUAGUUGCAUGACCUGAACUUGGGUUCUUCUCUACAGAAAUUGAUUCUAGCAUGUAGUACAGAAAAGCACUUUAAGGAAUUUAUUCAUUAUAUCUGCGUGUAUGAUUGAAUAUAUUGUUAUCCUACAAUGAACAGUUUGAUAAUUGCAUACAUUCAAAAUGUAUGCUGCAGUUGAAAAAGCCACGUGGAGUUGUUGGUUUUUUUCAAGCUCAAAAUUAGCAAGAAUAGUCACCACUGUGAAAGCUCAAGGCAAUAGGCUUGUUUCCUUAUGGCUUUUACAUGAAGAGUGAAGCUGAGAAACAUGAACAAGAUUAAUAGUAAUGUGUUGCUGAAUUCUCUUUUUUCUCUCCAUGUCAUUAAUCAAUAUCCGUGCCUCUGUAGGGUGUUGUGGUAAUUUAUUGUGUUUAUGUCUAGAGUGUUUUAAGCAUGAAGAGGUAAUGCUUGAAUAGACAUGGCAAUAGAUUGUUGAUGUUGGUUGUGUAGUGAAUUUGCAUAGGAAUUUUGUAAGCAUGGUCACCUUGGCCAUCUUACAAGCACUGAUCUAUUCCUAUUGUUUAAAAGCAUGUUGCAAUACCAGAAAGGUUAUUAAUAGCUUUUUAAUAGGCAUGAAAUCCUUGUCCAAAGACUGCUGAGUACAUUGAGAGCCUGAUAUUAGAGUGUGCCAUACAUUUCAUCCCCUUCCUUGGUACUCCAGUUAUAUUUUCAUCUCCCAUUCCUUUGUAUUCUCUGCUUUAUGGUUAGGAGAGCUGUUAAUCAAAAGGUGUCUUGGAGGUCUUGUGUUCAUAGCAGCCAUUUUGAUGGCAUAUUAUAAAAAAAAGACACUGUUGAAAGAAUAGGAUGGGCAAGAAUAGAGAUAGUCACUGCUACUUCUGUUCCUUUGGGGUUACUUCUUGGUGAUUUCCAAGCUCUAAAAUAAAAGGGACAAUUGCAGCAGGCCUAUACACUCAAGUUCUACUGCAGGAGGCAUCCAGAUUGCCAAAAAAUAUUUUUAAAAACCCAAAACAAAAAAUGGAAACCAAUUUCAGGUUUCAAAAAAACAGGAUUUUUUAAAUAUUAAAUAGUACAAGGAGAGUUUAAGAGGUAAAUUACUGCUCUAGUUCUCUAGAAGCCAUUCGUCUUUCUUCUGGCCAGGGAUCAAGACCUGCCUGACAAUUGUAUUGCCUUUAUCUGCCAUGUAUUUAAUGAUUUUUGUAAAGACAACCUUGUUAUUUAUUUUAAGAACAAACUUUUUUUGUAAUGCUGAUAACUGUGUUUUUAGGUAAAAGUAGUUUUCUAAUUCUUUUCCUACCCUAAGGGUUUGUAACUCUUACUUUUUCUAUAGGAUGCAAUUUGCAAUAGAUUUCCCAUUUGUAGAUUCUUAUUACCUGUGCUUUUUAAAGUUUACAUCUCUUUGCACCUGUUUGACAUGCUUUUAGAUGUAUUUAUUGUUGUGGAUUAUUACCUGGUUUAUCUGUUCAAUUUUUCAAUAAAUUUUAACAAGCAAUAUUUCUUGAAAGAGUUCUAAAACAAAA